Mastomys coucha (southern multimammate mouse) is the source of this 2452-nucleotide messenger RNA. It is a transcript of the gene Kctd17, whose product is annotated as potassium channel tetramerization domain containing 17. Gene Ontology annotation, biological process: protein homooligomerization; proteasome-mediated ubiquitin-dependent protein catabolic process. Gene Ontology annotation, molecular function: cullin family protein binding. The record is from RefSeq and is a predicted model, not a curated record. Gene Ontology annotation, cellular component: cytoplasm; Cul3-RING ubiquitin ligase complex. NCBI's taxonomy places the organism in Eukaryota, Metazoa, Chordata, Mammalia, Rodentia, Muridae. Bases 28 to 1059 code for a protein of 343 amino acids. The transcript has 7 exons.
ACUCGCCCGCCGCGUGCAGAGGGAAGGAUGCAGACACCGCGGCCGGCGAUGAGGAUGGAGGCCGGGGAGGCAGCGCCACCGGUCGGGGCUGGCGGCCGCCACGGGGGCGGCUGGGGCAAGUGGGUGCGGCUGAAUGUGGGGGGCACGGUGUUCCUGACCACCCGCCAGACGCUGUGCCGGGAGCAGAAGUCCUUCCUCAGCCGCCUGUGCCAGGGCGAAGAGCUACAAUCGGACAGGGAUGAGACCGGGGCCUACCUCAUUGACCGUGACCCCACCUACUUCGGGCCCAUAUUGAAUUUCCUCAGGCAUGGCAAAUUGGUGCUGGACAAGGACAUGGCUGAGGAGGGGGUCCUGGAGGAAGCUGAGUUCUACAACAUUGGUCCUCUGAUUCGCAUCAUCAAAGACAGGAUGGAAGAGAAAGAUUACACAGUGACCCAGGUGCCACCCAAGCAUGUGUACCGCGUGCUGCAGUGCCAGGAGGAGGAGCUCACACAGAUGGUCUCCACUAUGUCCGACGGCUGGCGCUUCGAGCAGCUGGUGAACAUCGGCUCCUCCUACAACUAUGGGAGUGAGGACCAGGCCGAGUUCCUGUGUGUGGUGUCCAAGGAGCUCCACAGCUCCCCACAUGGCCUGAGCUCAGAGUCCACUCGAAAGACCAAGAUCUGGCUGGUGACUGCCCUGGGACAACCUUGGCUUCCUGCUCUGGAUCCAUCCUUCCAAAGUCCCUGUCCGCACCCUCCCAGACCCAAGCCUGAGCUUGCAGUGAGAGCUCCUCGGCCCCGCGCCCGCCCCCAGAGCUGCCGCCCCUGGUUUGUAGCCUGGCAGAGCUGGAGGGAGGGGCGAAAGCAAGGAGGGUGCUCGUAUUUUUGUCCUUGGACUCGAGCCAAUCUUUUGGCUGAUUCUCUCCACCCACCAAAGUCUCUCAACUUAUCUGGUCCUUGGGGUGAGGCCCUGAGAACUGACAGAGUCCAGAGGUGGAGACUCUCACACUCCCGCUCUGAGGCCAGGCUGGGGAGGAGAGGACCAGCCAUGUGCCUCUGCCCCACCCCGCAUGUCUAGAAGCUCGUGCAGCACUGCAUGUGGGUACUGUGUCCCCCUAGUUCUGCGGAGUGGGUGGACAGGCCAUAUGUGGUGUCCCUUGGCCGAGGAGUUGGCAAGAGCCUGCCAGGGAUUGUAGUGUGGCAGAAAAAAAAAAAAUCUGCUCUCUGACUGGCUGAUCAUAUAUAGCCUUCAGUCAGCCUUAGCUUCCUGUGUGACCUUGGGCAAGUCACAGCCUCUCUCUGGGCCACAGUUGGAAUCUAAGAUGGGGGCAGACAGCUGCUUCCAGUGCCCCCGUUUUGCGUGGGACAGCAGUGAUCUGCCUUUCCCAUCCUUGCCCUGCCACCACCAGCCCAAGACCUCAGCUUCUCCCCUCCUCGGUUCUGACUCCACCUCCUUUGGGCCUCAGCCCCACCCCUCCUUCAGAGCCAGCCCGGGACUCACUUGCCUUUUUCUCUCCCUCUCUCCCUCCCUCCCUCCCUCCCCCACUCUCCCCAACUUUCCUGUCCUGGCAUUACCUUGUCCUCACCCUCACCCCCAACCCCAACCCUGGAUUUCUGACCCCUUUCCUCUUCCUCUGUCCCUCCCCCUCUUAUUUUCUAGCUAUUACAAGCCAGAGGCACCCGGAUGUGAGCCCCCAGAUCACCUCCAGGGACUUGGGGUUCCGAUCUGAAAUCCUUUAUUUUUGUACCACGGGGUGGGCCCCUGGCCCGAGGAGGAAGACAUGCCCUCCACCUUGUCAAUGCUGCCUGCAUCUGCUGGGCUGAGACUCACUCCUGCCUCGGGGCCCAGGCCUAGGGACCUCUGGGACCUUGGAAGGCCUGAGGUGGGCCCUGGGGUCUCCGGGCAGAGACGCCAUGGCCAAACUGUGGCACGCUCACCCAUAUCUCCUAGGCCCUUUUGCCCCCUCACCUGGGCACCCUUGCUGCAUGGCAGAUACACUCCCUCCCAGCCCAGUCAUAGCACCUCCUAGAGCCUCAUUCUCUGUGGCACCAUAGGGUCACCGCCCUCCUCCCACCUACCUCACAGGGUUGUUGUGAGAAUCAGGGAGGAUCAUGGGGUUUCUGGAAGCCCUAAGUGUAUUGAGGCUUCAAUCAUUACCUUCUGAAGGGAGGGACUCUAGUCCAGCCCCAACAUGGGACACUAUGGACUCAGAUACUGGUGGGGGACAAUGUGAGGACUUAGCCAGGCAGGAAGGAAGGUACAGGCUGGCCAGCACCUUGGCCACCCCUCCUCUGUGCCACCAUACGUUUGGCAGUGUCAAUCAUGAGGCUGUCCAGGAGCUUGGGAUGGGGAAGGAGACAGGUGUAACGGGCUGGGCUGCCCCACCGGUGUCUUGACCCCCCCGGGAUGGGCACUCAUCUGUCAAUUGUGUCUCACCCGCCGUGAAAUAAACCUGAACAAAUAGGCUUGA